This is a messenger RNA of Helianthus annuus (common sunflower), 2335 nucleotides long. RefSeq names its product protein NLP7. Lineage: Eukaryota; Viridiplantae; Streptophyta; Magnoliopsida; Asterales; Asteraceae. Gene Ontology annotation, molecular function: DNA-binding transcription factor activity; protein binding. The record is from RefSeq and is a predicted model, not a curated record. The coding region runs from base 114 to 2246 and encodes 710 amino acids. The transcript has 5 exons.
AAAAAAAAAAAAAAACUGUUAGUUUUGGAUCAGGGUUCAUCUCUUUUUGACCCGAUUCACGAGCUUGUGUUAAAUACUCCUCAGAACUUGGAAAUUUCCGGAGAAAAAGCAAAAUGAGCAGAGAAGUUUCAUGCGAUUUAGUGGGAGGUAGUAAUCAUUCAGGUGUUUUGGAUACUUUGAAAUCAAGAUACCCUUGCGCUCAUGAGCCUCUGCCUGCUGCUGCAACUGCAACACCGGAUGACCGAAGAUAUUUGACAUCUCUUUGGGUUUUCGAGGAUCGAGAAGUGGAUGAACCAGAAUCCCCUCUACCCCCUAGCUUCUCUAAUCUGAUGGUCGAUCAAAGUAUCAUCGACCCGCACAUGAUUAAGGAAAAAAUCACAUCUGUUCUCAAGGUCUUAAAAUUUCGUGAGCAGCACGUGCUAGUUCAGUUUUGGUCACCUGUUACUGUCCAGAAGCGGUGGUUGCUAACGACUUGGGACCAACCUUUUGGUCUUGGUUGGGCUGAUGAAGAGCUGUACUCAUAUAGAAAAAAGUCUGAGCGGUUUGCAGUUGUCGCAGACGAGGAACACACAGAAAAAUUAGGUUCACCAGGUCGUGUUUAUAGCCAUAAGUUGCCAGAGUGGAGUUUGGAUGUACAAGGUCAAGAUACAAGCAACAAUGUCCAUGGAUAUAUUAAUUUACCUGUAUUUGAAUCUAGCAGUGAUAGCUGUGUAGGCGUUCUUGAGAUCAUAACAUCAUCGAGUUAUGUUGAUUUUGCGUUUGAGGUUCAAGAAGUCUCAAGAGCACUAAAGAACCAGAAUCUGAAGUCUCCAAACGUGUUUGAGGAUCCAAGCUUAAGUAUUGCAGAUGAAAGAAGGCGACGUGAACUGGAUGAAAUAUUCAAAGUUUUAAAGACGGUUUGUGACAUUCAUAAUUUACCUUUAGCUCAGACAUGGGCUCCUUGUGGAUAUAGUAGUUAUGUGGCUAAUUCAGAAAAUCUAGAGCAGAGUUGUAGUAGUUUCAACAGAAACUGUAUAGGGAAAGUCUGCAUAUCAACAGUCGAUUUACCAUUCUACGUUCGAGACUUGAACUUGUGGGAAUUCCGUGAAGUCUGCAGAGAGAGACACCUGGACAAAUCUCAAGGAGUUGUUGGGAGAUCAUUGUCAUCCUGUGGUGCAUGGUUCUGUGAAGACGUAACAAAACUUGACGAAGACGAUUACCCUUUGGUUCACAUUGCCCACUCGAGUGGGUUAAAUAGCUGUUUAGCUAUCUAUCUCAAGAGUCCUGAAUCAGAUGCUGAACAUGUCAUAGAGUUCUUUUUACCAGCACAUAGCGCAAACGAAACAGGCUUACGAAGGUUGAUGGAAACAUUUAAGCAGCAGAUUAAGAACUCUUCUUGGAUGCAGUUAGAUAUAGUAUCGCCUCCCCAAGUUCUUGGAGGAGUUCCGUUUAAUUGGGACUUUGAGUCUCCACCUUCUCCGUUGAACUUAUUGACUGAAAAAGGAGAGGCACCGCCACCUGAAUCAGAAAAUAUGGAAAAUGAACCAUCUAACUCUGCCGCAGGAGGAACAAGCCAGAACAAGAUUGAAGAUUUCGAUAUUGAUUCAGGAAAGAUAAGUAGAAAAAGGAAGAGAUCGGAUAGAAUGAUUAGUUAUGAGGAAAUAAAGAAACUUUUUGGAAAGACAAUGGAUGAAGCCGCAGCUAUCCUUAAUGUUAGCAGAUCUACGUUGAAGCGUAUUUGCAGGAAUCAUGGUAUACCAAGGUGGCCAUACAAGACCGGUCCUUAUAAGAGUGAUGCCGAUACCUUUAUGAAGUCAGAUCAAACAGAUGUAGCUGUCUUUACAUCUGAAGGAACACAUACCCCACCUCCAGUUUUUGGGGGCGGGUCCAAUGAACCGUUUGGUGGUACAACAUAUAUAACUCAAGACCCUGCUGUUCUUACCGAAAAUGCUAAGCAUAGUUCCACACAUGUACCCCACCAGAAGGAACUAGCAAAUGUGACGUUUAAGGCAACAUAUAGAGACGAUACUAUUAAGUUUACAUAUCGCCUUUUAGAUGGAUUGGUAAAGCUGGAGGAGGAGGUUGCAACGCGGUUUCAUCUCACAAUUGGAAGCUUUAGACUAAGAUAUAAGGAUGAAGAUGGCGAUAUGAUAACGAUUGCUUGUGACAAUGACUUGAAGGCAUUGGGCGCUUUUAUGCAACUAACUUCUACUAACAUGAUUAAACUAUCUGUACAAAUGGUUGCCGUUCAUAGCUCUAGUGCUUAGUUUUUUUUUUCAACGAUUAUGUAUCAAACCCCUUCUGUUAUUUUUUUAACUGGAAUUCUGUUAUCAUGUUCUACAACUUUCCUAGUUAA